AUGGAGUUCAUGAAUCAGCCCUUAGAAGACAAUGGAUAUAUUCCUUUAGGAAAAGGUUACUUUAUUAUCAAACUCGACAAUGAAGAAGACAAACUUCAUAAAGUAUCUGGUAAUUGGGUUGUGGAUGAACAAGAGAUUACUCUGAAGAAUUGGGAGCCAAACUUUAAUCCUACUACUCAGAAAACCUCUUUAGCUUAUGUGUGGGUGAAUUUUCCUGGUCUUAGUAUAGAAUAUUGGAAAGAAAACAUCAUUCUACAGAUGGGUAAAGCUCUGGGGAGAUCAAUAAAAGUUGAUGAAACAACUUUGAAGAAAGAAGAAGGGUUUUAUGCUAGUGUUUUGGUGGUAAUGGACUUGUCAAAAGCAAUACCAAGUAAAAUCUGGGUUGAAUCAAAGUAUGGUGGUUUUGAGCAAACAAUCCAAAUCCCAAAAUUACCAAAAUAUUGCAAUCAUUGUAAGAUUUUGGGACACUAUGUAGCUGAAUGCAAAGCCAAAAGACAGGAACAAGAUAAACAGGAAGAACUAAAAUAUUCUCAUCCAGUGAAACAAAUUUGGAGGAAAGUGAAAGCAAACAAGAAAAUUGCUCCAGCUCAGGUUGGUUUUGAUAUAUGUUUUACCUCCCCAAGUAAAAACAAAGAAGUGGAAAUUUAUGAAAGCUUACUGGAUACUGAUGAAGAAGUUGAUGAAAUUAUUUUUUCAAUUAAUGCAAAAAAGGAUACUCCUCAAGUUAAUUCAGGUAAAUUUCAGUUAUUACAGGAUAUGAAUGAAGAUAUUUUUCACUCACAAGUUGAGUUUCCAGCUCUCAGUAUUAAUGAAAUACUCAAGUCUGCAUCUAGUGCUCCUUCAAUUAAUGAGGUUAUAAAUGUUAUACCACCUGUGGAAAAAGAAGUAGUUCAUGAAGAAGUGCCUAAGGAUAAACUGAAGACUACAAAGAAUAUAAGUAUCAUAAAAACAAGAAAUCAAUCUAUUGGUUUAGUGAACAAUGGAGUACCACUUGUGAAGAUGAGAGGAAGGAAUUCUUCUCAACAAACAUCCAAUAAAUGA
This is a messenger RNA of Papaver somniferum (opium poppy), 1041 nucleotides long. RefSeq lists its product as uncharacterized. The coding region runs from base 1 to 1041 and encodes 346 amino acids. Lineage: Eukaryota; Viridiplantae; Streptophyta; Magnoliopsida; Ranunculales; Papaveraceae. The record is from RefSeq and is a predicted model, not a curated record. The transcript is spliced from 2 exons.